Messenger RNA from Nerophis ophidion (straightnose pipefish), 2767 nucleotides. Its product is annotated as gastrula zinc finger protein XlCGF57.1-like. The record is from RefSeq and is a predicted model, not a curated record. The transcript has 2 exons. Lineage: Eukaryota; Metazoa; Chordata; Actinopteri; Syngnathiformes; Syngnathidae. Gene Ontology annotation, biological process: regulation of transcription by RNA polymerase II. The coding region runs from base 328 to 2091 and encodes 587 amino acids. Gene Ontology annotation, molecular function: RNA polymerase II cis-regulatory region sequence-specific DNA binding; DNA-binding transcription factor activity.
GGUACGCGCAUGCGUGGACCGAUCGGGUGAUAUAGCAAGAUGGUGUCUGGCGGAGAAGUCCUAAACGCGGGCAUUAUAUUUCUGUAUUCUUACAUAUAUGUUGUUUAAUAGAGUACACACGGUUAAUAAUUGUUUGUAGCCGGAUACAUUAGUCUGAGCGCACUUUGACACUUCUCCUGUUUGAUAGCUUCACUUAAGGUAGCUCGCAGCUAGUUUAGCUGGCUAGUUAGCUUAGCUUGUUAGCUGCUAACAAAGAGAGGCGGAAGUUAUUUAAACAUCGCUAAGUAGGGAACUAAUGUGAGUGUAAAGUGUUGUGAUUGUGUGAAAAUGUGCGAAAGAACGACAGCAAAGUAUGAGGAGGAACUGUGUCCAACAAAAGCGGAGAAGGAGCAACAACAUCAACUACUGGAUGUUUAUUAUAAGAAACAUCAUCAAGUUGUGUUACACAGAACAGAUGUCUGUGAAGAAGAACUUCUGUCUGAAAAACAGGAGUGUAGCUUCAAGAUGGUGAAGGAAGAUCCUUCAAAGAGGAGGACCAGGUGCCAUGGACCCUCUGGCGUCUCCUUUUCCUCUUUGACAGAGACCCUUCCCUGUAAAAAGGAAGAGGAAGACUCACUGACCCCCCACUUUAAAGAGGAAGAAGAGGAACACAGCAUCAGUCAGGAGGGAGACAAUCUUGAAGGAUUGGUGGAGUUCCCAGUGAUUUGUGUUCAAGUGAAGAGUGAAGAUGAUGAGGUCAGAGGUGAAAGUGAGGAGAAGAGAAAGGCGGAGGAACACAGCAUCAGUCAGGAGGGUGAGCAUAUUGAUUGGUUGGAUGAGUUCCCAGUCAUUGGUGUCCCUGUGAAGAGUGAAGAUGAUGAGGUCAAAGGUGAAAGUGAGGAGAGGGGAGAGGCGGAGCCUCCAAGCAGCAGCUCAACACAACGCAUGACAACAGAAGCUGAUGGAGACCACUGUGGAGGAUCACAAGCAGACAAGCUCUUAGCUCCACUAUCAGAUAGUGAGGACACAACGUCACACUCUCCUGACACUGAUGAAGACUCUAAAGAUGAUAAGACAUGUCACACUGACAACACUCACUUCAAAUGUUCUCACUGUGACCAAACAUUUAAAAACCAUAGUCAUCUGAAAAGACACAUGAGGACACACACUGGAGAUAAACCUUUUUCUUGUUCAAUAUGUGGCUUAUCUUUUACAAGGAAGGACAAUAUGAAAGAUCACACAAGAACACAUAAAGGAGAAAAACCUUUUUCAUGUUCUUUGUGUGAUUCGAGAUAUGCACGUAGUCGAGAUUUGAAAAAACACCUGAAAAGACACACUGGAGAAAACCUUUUCAAGUGUUCUUUGUGUAAUUCAAGUUUUGUCGAAGAUGAACAUUUGAAAAGACACAUGAGAACUCACACUAGAGAAAAACCUUUUACCUGUUCACUUUGUAGUAAAGGUUUUGCACAAAGUCACAAUUUAAAAGUACACAUGAGGACACACACUGGUGAAAAACCUUUUUCCUGUUCAACCUGUGGUAAAGGUUUUACACACAAUCAGAGUUUGAAAGAACACAUGACAAUACACAGUGGAGAAAAACCUUUUUCCUGUUCAAUUUGUGGUGAAGAUUUUGUACGUCGACAGUCUGUAAAAGUACACAUGAGAACGCACACUGGUGAAAAACCUUUUUGUUGUUCAAUCUGUGGUAAAAGUUUUACAGAAAGCCGUUGUUUGAAUAGACACACAAGAUCGCACACUGGUGAAAAAGCUUUUUCCUGUUCAAUCUGUGGUAAAGGUUUUACAGAAAGUCAAUAUUUGAAAGUACACGAGAAAACACACACUGGUGAAAAACCUUUUUUCUGUUCAAUCUGUGGUAAAGGUUUUACAGAAAGUCAGAAUGUGAAAAGACACAUGAGAACACACACUAGUGAAAAAUCACAUUCCUGUUCAAUCUGCAACAAAAGCUUUUGUGAACGAUCAUACCUUGUAGCACACAUUAAAACUCACACAGGAGAGAAAGUGUUGAGUUGCAGUGUGUGUGGUGAAAGAUUCUCUUAUAAGUACCAGUGUAAGAAACACAAGUGUGCUGGUGAGAACAGCAGCAGCAAAUGAAACUGCAGAGUUUGAAAUAAACUGUCAAGACUUUAAUUUUGACUUUCUAACAACAUCAACACAUAUAACAUAUGUGACAUUGUUGUUUGCGUAACAAUCUUUUUAAUAUGCUUCUACAUUCAUAGAUUAGAUAUUUUAUAUUAGCGCUUUUUUCAGUCAAGUACAUGCAUUAAUAUGCAACAUUGUGUAUGUAAAAUACACCUUGUAUUAAAAAUUGAAAAGAACAAUUUGACUGAAAAGGUGAGAGUAAACAGUACAAGACAUAUUUUACAUAAAAUAAACAUUUUAUGUUUUUUAUAUCCACCAUACAAUUUUAGACGAAAUAGUGUUUUUAUAGGUGUUUGAAAUAUUGAAGUGUUACAUAUUUGUAUUUCUAAUUGUUGAUAAUAUUAUAGAUUAGCACCUUUAUAUGAUUAUACAUAUGCACUUGUUCACAUCUAAAACAUCUUCUGGACCACUUCAGGAAGCAUAUUAUUAUUUACUUUAUACAUCAUUUGAACAGUUGUCUAUAUUACAAUUUUAAAAUGUGUAACUUUACGAAUAAUUUUCUAGGUCUCUAUAAUCCAUUUUAUUAAUCAUCUUUGUUACUCUCUUUAGUAAUAUGUUGAUAAUGUUGUGAUUGUUUUAUAUGUAUGUACUCAGACCUUUAUACAAUAAAGAAAAAUGUGAGCGAAAA